Diuraphis noxia (Russian wheat aphid) is the source of this 625-nucleotide messenger RNA. RefSeq lists its product as uncharacterized. The record is from RefSeq and is a predicted model, not a curated record. Gene Ontology annotation, molecular function: RNA polymerase II transcription regulatory region sequence-specific DNA binding; DNA-binding transcription factor activity, RNA polymerase II-specific; protein dimerization activity. NCBI's taxonomy places the organism in Eukaryota, Metazoa, Arthropoda, Insecta, Hemiptera, Aphididae. Gene Ontology annotation, biological process: developmental process; regulation of transcription by RNA polymerase II.
AAUAUAGUCGUCGUCGUAGACUGCUAUAGUUCCUUCAGGACUUCACUAGAUACAAUAUAAUCUCACGCAUGUCAUAUACGUACGUUAUCCUCCGGACGCAGCACACGUCAUCUGCACCGAUGUCCCGCGCCUCAUAAUAAUAACUGUAUAAUUUCGAUCUUCGUCGAUAGAAUAUAUAACGUCGACCUGCUACCUUUAUAGAUUGCGCGCACAACAGUCGAUUUCCCCGGUGUAGUAUACCUAGGUACCAUACAUUUGCGCGUGGACCGGCGAAAUGAUGAUGGACUCGGACUCGGCGUAUAAGCCCAACGGCGAUUAUCUCAUGUCGCCAUACAGCUGGCACACGCCGCAUGAUUUGCAGCAGUUUACCAACGCGCCCAUCGUGUAUCCGUACGGUGACUACGGAUCUGUGGUGGUCAAGUCCGAGUACGACGACGAUGUUUGCGGGGUUGGUGGUGGUGAUGGCGGCAGCGGCGGAAUCGGCAUCGGCGGAGACCUCAGCUGCAACGGUGGUGCAAACGGCUGCGGCGAUAUCGGAGUUGAUGGCGGCGGUGGCAGCAGCAGUUCACCCGGCCUUGAACACGACACAGUGGAACCAAAAAAGGGUAUAUAUUCUUUAAUAUAA